Molecule: messenger RNA, 621 nt
Organism: Aegilops tauschii subsp. strangulata
Lineage: Eukaryota; Viridiplantae; Streptophyta; Magnoliopsida; Poales; Poaceae
Source: RefSeq, a predicted model, not a curated record
AUGGUUUUGGAAGACGAGAGUAGCAACGACAAUUCAAGCCUCCCGUACAUGCACUCCGAAACCUCCACCGAUGGGCUCAACCAGGUGCCUUUCUCUCUUGAGGACCCGGAUUACAAGGGUCUUGAGCUAGAUCUGAUAGUGAUGUGCGAGAAGCAUGGGAAGCCAUCAGAGAGGCUUGUUGCAUUUGAUGGAACAAUGACUGGGAGAAGGUUCUUAGCAUGUGCAGAGCCGGAAGAAGAAAAGAACAAGCUGGAUGCAGACUAUGACAAGUUAGUGAAAGAUGUGCAUCAACUUGUGGACUUUCAGCAGGAUAGGGUUGUGGAUUUCAGUUAUCUGCAGUCCAACAUCACAUAUCAGCACCAAUGCAGAGCUGAAUUGGUGGCUGGUAUGAAGGCAGAAAUGGCAAAGAAAGAUGCAGUUACAGAGAAGCUUCAACAGAAGUAUGAACUCCUGUGCAACCUGACAAGUGCUCAAGCAACUGUCAUCCAGAACCUGAAGUUGAAGAAUAUGAAAGAGAAGGAAUUGCUUAGUGAGGCUAGGAUGAAUUUGGAGUUGAAGAAUGCAGAGUUCACAAAGUUUGAGGAGAAUCUCACCCAAGAGAAGCUAGAGUUGAAGUUUUAG